GUGCGCGUGGUGCGCGGCAACCCCCACCAGGGCGCGCAGGCCGACAGGCGGGACCUGGCCUCCCUGGAGGGGCCCUCCGUCGCGAGCGCGCACACCGAGAGCGCCAACGCCGCCACCAUGGAUCCGACGUGGUCCGACUCCGUGCGCCUGUCCUUCACCCAAGAGAGGGGGCUGUACGUGCACGUCGUGGUCGCGGACACCACUCCGAUCGUGGGCCUGGGCCCGCUGGCGGACUUUGCGACGCCCCUGGGCGACGCCCUGCGCGAGCACGAGUCGCCCAGGGUACGACAUCUUCCCCUGGA
Molecule: messenger RNA, 302 nt
Organism: Prorocentrum cordatum
Lineage: Eukaryota; Dinophyceae; Prorocentrales; Prorocentraceae
Source: the annotation of a GenBank genome assembly